AUGAGUUUUACUCCUAAUUCUAAAGGAAGGAAAAAACAAAAAAACGAGGCAAGUAUUAGUUGUACAUUUAAUGAAUAUGAUUAUGAAGGCGUAAAUUACUUAGAUUCAUAUCAACUCAAACAGUACAUACGUGAUAAAUAUAAACUUGACCUUCCUGAUUAUGUUGUAAAACAAAUUAUUAAUGACAAAGUUAUUGGUAGUGAUAAAGUUCAUGUUCAUAAAGAAGAUUUUCCUGUUGUUGAUAACUAUAUCAAAAAAACACAAGAAGAGUUGAGAACAUCAUAUGGCUUCACAGAAGUUGAAAAAUUAGGAGUAUAUAAUCAAGAACGAGAAUAUGAAAAACAUGGUUUUCUUCUUGAAUUCCCAAAACUUCGAAAUGAACCUCGUUUAUUAACAUCAAUUCAAUCAGGUAAUAAAAUUUCUGGAUAUACUUUCCAAGCAUCAGUUAGUAGACCUUUUUCAGAUUCUUCAAUUGUAAUGACAAACUAUCUUAAACCAUUAGACCAAUUGUCCGUCCCUUCUCCUUAUUUUCAAUCUGAUUGUUUCAAGUCAUUAAUGAAAGAGUUUAGUGAUAGUCAAGAAGCCCUUGGAAAAUCAACACUAACUGAACCAAAAUUUUUAUAUUUUACACCAUUAUAUCAACAAUAUACUCUACGAUCACUUGAUAAAAGUAUUUUUGAAUUUUUAUCACCUGACGACUCUAUUGCAUAUCUUCCAGUAUCAAAGAAAGAUGAAAAGUCAGAAUUAAUCACAUACAAAAUUGAAAUAAACUCUAUUUCAUUUGAAGAAGAUAAUAAUGAAAAUCUAUUAAUCCAAUUCUUUUUUUAUGAUAAGUCAACAGAAACUAAAAUUACUGAAACGUGUGGCAUUUAUCGUGUAGAUAGAGAACUCCAACAUGGAUUUGUUCUUUUUGAAUGUACAUCAGAAUUAAUGAAAAAUGCUUUUAUGGUUAUUCGUAUUGCAAGAGAAAGUGAUUCGUUGUUUGAAUAUGCUAAAAAACAGUAUGACGGUACAUUCUUAAAAAAUAGACAAAAUAAACAAAAUAUAAUUCAAUCGGACAUAUUGUCUCGUCCUCCUUCUACUACAAGAACAUCUGAAUCAACACUUAUUGGAUCUCAACCAAUUGGUAGAUUUAGUGAACCACCAGUUCCAAUUAAAUCAUCAAGUACAAUAUCUAUUAAAUCAAAGAAAAAUGAAGAUAUUCGUUAUAUCAAGAAACCAGAAAUUAUAUGCAUUGGAGUAGCAAAAGACAAUCACUCUGACCCUAAAGCAUUCACAUUCUCUGGAGAGUUAGUAAUGGGAGAUAAUUGGCAAACACGAAUGAAACAAUAUAACCCACAAAAUGGUGUUGGGACAACAGUACUUGGUAUGUUUGGAAUAAGUCCAAUUAUUUUGGGUAGUUUUAAAUGUACAGUAAUGAAGUUAUCUAAAGAAUGGAAUGCAUCAUAUAAAGUAUUUGACUGUUGUAGAAAUCAAACAAUGGUAAUGGGAGAUGAAAAUAUUUAUUCAUUAGAAUAUUUAGAAAAAAGAGAAAAAGCUAAAACUGUUAAUGAUAUGUAUUUUGAUUCUCUUUUUAUUUAUUUAGAUGAAAUUAAUUUAGGUAAAGAUAAGAGACAUGAAUUUUUUAAUGUUACUGCUAAAUUACUCAAUGCCCAAGACUCUUCUCAAGUACUUAAAGUAUUUUAUCCACCUACAUUUAAAGAGUCUCUUCAAAAUGAAUUUAUUUCUUCAAGUUAUUCUUCUCUUAAAACAGUACAGAUGGAUGAUGAAAUAAAAAUCAAACUUCCAACACCAAUUGAAAAGUCAUAUUACAUUUUGUUUACAGUUACUGAGUAUUGUGUUAAUUCACCAAGCAUCAUUGAAAAACAAAGAUUUGCCAUUCUUCCAUUGUAUGACAAUAAAAAGCCAAUUGGAAAUAAAACUGUUUCUCUUAAAUUAGGAAGUACUCUUCCACAAAUAAAAUUACCAACAACUCUUGAUUUGGUUGAUCGAGGAAGUUCAUUAACUGUUACUAUUAAAUCUUUAGCAACUGGUUAUGCAUCACAUAUUGAACUUUUUGAUUAUUUUGCAACAAAAGGAUGUGAUAAUGUUUGUAAUUUAAUGAAUAUUCCACGUGCUACUUUAAUGGAGUAUUUCGCACCAAUUCUUCAAAAAGAACUUCAAAACAUUAAAUCAAUUGCAGUUGAUGUUAAAAAAGUUAUGGAUUUGAUUAAUUUCUUAGAUUACGUUUGUCCAGUUGACUAUCCAACAACAAAACCAAUAGUAUUACAAAAGUUUAUUACUACUUUCAACCCAUUAAUUAUUGAACCAUUAGAGUUUGCUAACUAUGUCUUAACAGUUAUCAUUAAUGUUUUACAGUCAUUUAAUGAUUCUCAUAAAAUUUUUGAUUUGUUUUGGUUCUUCUUAGGAUUGGUAGAAAAAUCUAUUGUUGCUUAUUUACAAACAAAAAGAGCUGCUAAUCUUAAAGAAAGUGUUAUUUAUUCAGGAAUUUCUGUAACACAAUUAGAAGAAAAUUUAUAUAUAAUUGCAAAUGUUUUUGGAGGAUGGAUGGUAUUAAAUCAACACAGAAUAACUCCACACUUAAUAUCUCUUGUACAUGCAAAUAUUUAUUUUGCUGAAUUUAUGAGGUCAAUGUUGUAUUUAUGGAGAUUAGGUAAAAUUGCUGAAGUCAUUGAAAAGUAUUUAAAUGUUGUUUCGUUACCAAUCAUUUCAACAGGAUUAGAUAAUAAAGGGUUUGUCAAUUUACCUUAUCUUCUUCGAUUUGACUUCUUAAAUAUUUUAAGAGACUUUGAUUAUUUAUAUGAAAAAGACUGUCCUAAGCCAUUGGUAUUUAAGGAAACAGCAGAACUUCCUGAUAUUAUGGAAAGAGAACAUUUCUUCCAUGGGUUAUUGAUUCGUCAGUACAUUAAAUUAAUUGUAAAAGACAUACAAGAAACUGACAAAGAUCAGGACAAUCAUACAAAGUCAUUAAAAUUUACUAUUUCAAAAAUGGCAAUUCUCUCUAUCGGAUCUAUAACUGAAAAAUAUGACACUUUUAAACAUUACGAAACACUUAAAUCACAAAUAGCAGCUUUAAUGUUUCCAUUAAUAUCAUACGCUAUUGAAGAAAAAUCAUAUUUUGAGAAUAGUUUCAAUGUCCCUUAUGGGUUAUUUAUUAAAGACCAAUCAAAAUGGAAUACUGAAGAUUUUAAAGAGGUAUUUGUUUGGAAAGUAUUUUAUACAUCACUAAUUUGGGUAUUAAAAAACAUUGAUAAAGAAACUUUAUUACUUUAUUUCCAAAAAGAAGUAUCAACCCGUGUUUGUGAUUUAUUGUUUCAUUUAACAAAUGCAAUAAGAUUUACUUCAUUAAUUACCUCAAAGAAAUUUAAUAUUAAUGUAGAAUAUGACUCUACUCGUUUACAAUUAAUUAAUACGAUUUUAAAAGACUCUCCAAUAACAACAGCAAAUAUCCCUCUUUUUCAGAGUAGAAUUAUUCUUAUUGAUGUCUCUGAUGAAUUUACAUCACAGUUAGGAUUAAUGGACCGUAGUUGGGUAAAGAGAAGAGGAACAUUAGCAACAUCAACUGAACAACGUUCUUUUCAUAACUCUGGUCUAAAAGGUCAAAUACCUAAAAAAUGUAGAAGGUCAAUAGGAAAAACUGAUGAAAUUGAUUCAAAUUUAGACACUACAUUAAGUUCUCCAAAUAACCUUUCUUCAUUACCUUCUCAUCAAAUUUCAGUUGAUGACAAUAUAUCUUCAAAAAAUAAAGUUAAAAAACCAACAAAAUUUAUUGGUAAUUUUACAAUGAAAAUUACAGAAAGUGCUGAAGGGCUUGGAAGGUCAGUGGUUGGAGGUGCAGAAAGUGUUGUUGCUGGUAUUAAUAAAGUAGUAACUGGAAAAGGAAGAAAGAAAACAGGAAGUGUAAAUCAUUCGGACAUAACUGAACUAAGUGAUACAACUUCAUCUGAUGAUAUAAAACGUUCUGGGAAAGAAAAUAUGGCAAUGUUAGUUGUUCAACACUUUUUGUUACGUUCUGUGUUAAGAACUAUUAUGGACUGUAUUGAUAUGUUAAUGAAUCAAAGAGAUAUUACUAAUAGUGAUAUUGAGAAUUGUCUGUCAAAAUUAUUAUAUGCUGCUGUUAUUGAAAUACCAUUAAAUGGAAUAGUUAUUCUUCCAAUUGUUGAUUUCCUUUAUAUGAUUAUUAUUCUUCAUUUCCCUUUAAUUAUUAAAUCAGAAGAACUAUCACAAUGUAUACUAAAAUCAUUACUUAAAAUGGCUAAUAGCUCAGAAACAUUAUUACGAAUAUUUUCAAGUAGACUAAUCUAUUUAACAUUAAAAUCAGAGUUUGUGUUCAGCAAUAAAACUUCAUUAACUUCUUCUAAUCUUGGAGGUUUAGUUGCACAAUGGUCUUCUCAUCAUGUCACUAAAUUAAAAAAAUCAAUUUCAGAAAUGCCAGCAAUUUGUUCUCAAUUCAUUCAUUCAAAUGAUAUUGCUUUGAAAAAUGCUCUUAUAAUGGCAAAUUCAAAUAUUUAUGAUGAUUAUAUAUGGAUUCUUCGUUCUCAAGAAUUAUCAAAUGGAAUUUCUCUAGGGUCUUUCAACGACGUUUGUGGUUUUUUGAGGAGAUGCCUUGAAAUAGCAUCAGAAGGGUUCCAAGCUGAAGACAAAGUUGUAACAACAUUAUCAACUAAUAACACUACUUUCUUAACUGAAUAUCAUGUUGAUGUGUUCAACAGCGUUCCAUUUGAUAGGUUGUUAAUAACUAAAAUGGCACAGUUUUGCACAAGAAGGUUUACUGGUUCAUUAAAAGAUUCAGCACUUCAAUUGAUUACAUCAAUAUCAAAAGAAUACGAGUCAUUUUUCGAUGAAUUUAAUAUGAGAAAAAUUGGAACACAAAAAGUACAAGCUUCAUUAAAAACACAAUAUGCCAUUUGUACCAAAGCAAAAGCACUUGGAGAAGAAAUACUUAAUUGGGCAAGAAAAACAAGUUUUCUUGAAUGUUAUUUUGAAGAACCAAUGGAAGACAAAGAAUUAAAAACAAUUCAUCAGCGAUUAGCUAAUUCUAUAUGUCAGGCAAAUGAAGAAAGUACAAAACUAUUGGAUCAAUACGAUGAAAUAUGUUCAGCAAUAGGAGAAAUUAAUCCACUCUUCCCUAUUUCAGUUGAAGAGAUGAAAAAAAUGGUUAAAAUGGUUAUUGAGUUACUUGAAGAACAGAUAUCAAAGAUUCAACAAAUAAUAGAAGUUAGAAAAAAUUAUGAACAAAAACGAGUUGAGAUUGACGCUUUAAAUGCAGAAAAUGCUCGUAUUAUUAAAACAAAUAUUAAUGCAAUAAGUAAGUCUUUAUCUAAUGGUCCUGUUAGUGUUAAAUACUUCUCAGCAAGAAUCUUAGAAUUAAAGAAUUUAGAAGAAAUAACAAAAGAUAUAAGAACAAGAAGAAGUCAAAGACAAGGGGAAUUUUCUGGAUUUAUGGCACCAUGGGAAUCAUUCUUUUUUUAUUGGGAAAGUGUUUUAAAAAAAGGGCUUGAACUAAGUUGUAUUAUCGAAGCACUCAUGCUUCGUAUUGAAGCAAAUAAAAAGGAAUUAAAACUUGCUGAAGAAUAUCAAAUUCAACAAGAAAAAUUUGCACGAGCAUCCUUCAAAACCUAUGCAUGGGUUGAAAUGUCAAUGUUUUUAAAAAGUCUUAAAAUUGAUGAACGGAGUGAGUAUUUGUUUUUAAUGGAUGACAUUGUUCAACGAAUGAAAAAAAUUAAAAUAGAAGAUGAUAUUAUUGAUAAAAUGAAUUCAAUUAUUAUAAAUUAUAAUAAAAUUAAUCAACAAAAAGAAUUGUUAUUCUCUCAAUUCAAGGCAGAUCUUCAAAAGAAUGGCUGUUUUAAAAUAAAUGAAUUCCAAAUAACGGACAUUACUGGAAACUCCAUUUGUUCAGUAGACCAUGGGAUUAAACCUGAGCCAUUUGGAAAGAAUUGGUAUGAGCAUAUUAUUAAUAAAAAUACUGAUAAUAAUUUAAGUCAAUUCAAUAAAAGUAUUACUUGGCUCAUUUCUUAUGAAGAGGGUCAUGAUAAACGAAUGAAAGUUGAGGCUGAGUUUGAAACACAAAGAAAACUUUUUUCUGAUUCAUUAAAAUUAUUAGUGUCAACCUAUAAUAAAACAGUUAAUGAAAACAAUAUUCAACAAUUAACUCAAAUUAUAGAUAGUAUUGAUAGUAUUGCUGUUCAAAAUAUACCAGAAAUUGUUAAAUACUGUGUUCCAUUUGAAGUACCUGUUUCAAUCAAUUCAAUAAAAAAACAAAUAAAAGAAUUUAAACGAUUAUCAGGUACUGUACAAGCAGAAGGCAAAAAUAAUGAAAUUAUUAAACCAGAAGAAGAUCUUGAAGAAAAAAAGAAAAAAGAUAAAAUGAUUAAUGAUUUAUAUUCAUUAUUCCUUGAUAACUCAAAUUGUUUUAGAACUACAUCUAUUAUUGAUAAUAGUUUAUAUUUAACACGUAAAUUCGAUAAAGAGUUUUCAAAAACAAUUAAAAUAGCUCAAGAUAUUCUUAAUAAACAAGAAGAAUUAUGGAGAUAUGACAAAAAAAGUGGUAAAGAAGAAAUUAAAGAUAUUGAUGAAUUACUUGAAUUAUUAGCUAUAGAUGCUAAACAAUAUGUUAAUGCACCAAUGUUAUUCUUAACAUGGGUUGAACAAUCUGCAGAAAUCAAUAGAAAGUAUAACAGACAUGUUGUUGCUGGAAUCUGCGAAGUUAUGUCAGAAAACUUAGAUUUAUUUGACAUAUCAGUUAUUGAAGACUUAUUUGCUGAUGUUCUUGUAAGUGCUGAUAUUUCUUUAGUAGCAAGUUAUUCAAGUUGUUCCUUUGAAUCAAUGAUUAAACAUGCAUGGCUAGCAGUACAUGAUUUUGAAUUAAGUGAACAAUGGUUUGCCCAUCAGAUGUGUUGCUUCUUACUACCAUAUUAUGACUGUUCAUCAAAUAUUAUUGAACUUGCUAAAGUACAUGAAACAUUGACAAAAGUAUGUGAAAAUAUGUCUAAAUCAGGACAUCCAUUAUACUUUUAUCAUGUCCAUUUUGCAUUAAAUUCUGGAAUGAAAGAAGAUAAUAAACCAUGUCAUUACAUUUAUUCUUCAUUACUUAAUUAUGAUGAAUUUGUUACAGAUAUUAAGAAAACACCAAUUGCACAAAGAGCUAAAAUUGUAGAAUCACCAAAUGAUGAAACAAGUGAAAAAAUAGUAAUUCAACAAGUAUAUAUAUAUUCUAACAAUAAAGUAAUUAGAGAACAACCAGUCCGUUUCACUCCUGUUGGUGAAUUUGUUUAUGAAUGUGAUGUAUUGUAUUCUAAUCAAAGGGAAAAUAAAUUAGAUGGAUCCUCUUCUCUUUCAACAUUAUCUCAUAUUGGAGAUGUUAAUGGACUUUUAUUAGAAAAUACUCCAUUAUUACAAAUCGGUAUGACACGAUUAAUUCUCAACACUCAAUCAAAAUUACCAUCCUCUAAACGAAGGGUUGCUGUUACAAAAAGGAAAAUGAUAACAUUAACACCAAUAGAAAAAGCAAUAGACUACAUAACAAGAGUUAUUGAUAAUUUAGAAGAAUUUAAUACCCAUAUUAUUGAGUCACAAAAGAAUAAUGAGACGUUUGAUUUCCAAGUACAAGAAGAAAUUAAGAAAGUAUUAUACCAUAUAUUGUGUGAUGAUAAAUGGAAACUAUGUGAUGUUGCAAAAGCGUUUUUAAUAGAUGACAUAGACGAGGCUGUUUCUACUACUAUAAAAAAAUAUCUAGAACUAUAUGAUAUGUUAACAAAAGUUGAAAAGUCAGUAAAAAGAACAGUUGAUUUAUUUAUCCUUGGAGAUCCAGAAGCAGAACGUAUUGAGGAAAUUUCAAGAAUUAAAAAAUAUUUCCUAUUAUUUGUGAACAAUUUAACAGUAGGAAAAGGAUUGUUAGAGAAGAGAAAACAAGAAGUGGAUUAA
Molecule: messenger RNA, 7923 nt
Organism: Entamoeba histolytica HM-1:IMSS
Lineage: Eukaryota; Evosea; Mastigamoebida; Endamoebidae
Exons: 2
Coding region: 1-7923 (2640 amino acids)
Biological process (GO): positive regulation of GTPase activity; small GTPase-mediated signal transduction
Molecular function (GO): guanyl-nucleotide exchange factor activity
Source: RefSeq, a predicted model, not a curated record